Molecule: messenger RNA, 2351 nt
Organism: Sardina pilchardus (European sardine)
Lineage: Eukaryota; Metazoa; Chordata; Actinopteri; Clupeiformes; Clupeidae
Product: calpain-2 catalytic subunit-like
Exons: 21
Coding region: 59-2155 (698 amino acids)
Biological process (GO): proteolysis
Cellular component (GO): cytoplasm
Molecular function (GO): calcium ion binding; calcium-dependent cysteine-type endopeptidase activity
Source: RefSeq, a predicted model, not a curated record
UUCCUCAGUCUCACCGACGGGCAGACCAGAGGUGGGAAAACUCGAUUACAGUAGCAUCAUGGCUGGGGUGGCAUCCACGUUGGCCAAGAAGAGGGCACUGGCAGCGGGGUUUGGCACUAACUCCAAUGCAGUGAAGUACCUCAACCAAGACUUCGAGUCGCUGCGGAGCCAGUGCCUGAGCAGCGGACAGCUCUUUUGCGACCCCACCUUCCCUGCCGCACCUGAAAUCCUUGGAUUUAACGAGUUGGGGCCACGGUCGUCCAAAACCAGAGGGGUGCAAUGGAAAAGACCCGGGGAACUGACAUCGGAUCCCGAGUUCAUUGUCGGAGGGGCCACAAGAACAGACAUCUGCCAGGGGGCUUUGGGUGACUGUUGGCUUUUGGCAGCCAUAGCUUCUCUGACUCUGAAUCAGGACGUGCUCGCUAGGGUCGUUCCGUCUGACCAGGGCUUUGGGGACGACUACGCCGGCAUUUUCCACUUCCAGUUCUGGCAGUUUGGGGAGUGGGUGGACGUGGUGAUUGACGACCGCCUGCCCACCAGGGAUGGAGAGCUGCUGUUUGUUCACUCGGCAACGGGCUCUGAGUUCUGGAGCGCCCUGCUGGAGAAGGCCUACGCUAAAGUGAACGGCUGCUACGAGGCCCUGUCGGGAGGCUCCACCACCGAGGGCUUCGAGGACUUCACUGGGGGCAUAGCGGAGAACUACGAACUGCGCACAGCACCGUCCAACCUCUUCCAGAUCAUCCGGCAGGCCCUCAACUCCGGGGCGCUGCUUGGCUGCUCCAUAGAUAUCACCAGUGCAGCAGACUCGGAGGCCAUCACCUAUCAGAAGCUUGUGAAGGGUCACGCGUACUCACUGACCGGAGCCGUAGAGGUGGGCUAUCGGGGGCGGAGACAGCAGCUGGUGAGGGUGCGUAACCCGUGGGGACAGGUGGAGUGGACGGGCGCGUGGAGCGACGGUUCUUCUGAAUGGAGUCAUGUUGACGACUCGGAGCGUGAGAACGUCAAGGCAGAUGAUGGAGAGUUCUGGAUGGCGUGGAGUGACUUCAUGAGGCACUACUCACGGCUGGAGAUUUGCACCUUGACCCCUGACACUUUGACCUCUGACGACCUGAAGCACUGGAGCGUGUGCAAGUUCGACGGCAACUGGAGGAAAGGCUCCACGGCAGGAGGCUGCAGGAACCACCCGUACACCUUCUGGAUGAACCCUCAGUUUAAGAUCACCCUGAACGAGGAGGACGACGACCCGGGCGAUGACGAGGUGGGAUGCAGCAUCGUGAUUGGCCUCAUCCAGAAGAACCGUCGCAAGCUCAGGAAGGUCGGAGAAGACAUGCACACCAUUGGAUACGCCAUAUACGAGGUGCCCUCUCAGUUCCACGGGCAGACGGAGGUGCACUUGGACAAGAACUUCUUCCUGAGCCACGCUCAGAAGGCGCGCUCGGAGACCUUCAUCAACAUGAGGGAGGUGAGCACGCGCUUCAAACUGCCGCCGGGGGAGUACCUCAUCGUGCCCUCGACCUUUGACCCGCACCUCAACGGAGACUUCUGUGUGCGCGUGUUCUCAGAGAAACAGUCCGAGAUGCAACCUUGUGAUGAUCCUGUCGAUGCUGAACUGGACUACGACGUGGUAUCUGAAGAUGAGGUGGAAGCUGGUUUCAGGGGAUUGUUUACAAAGCUGGCAGGAGAUGAUAUGGAGAUUUCUGCAACAGAGCUGAGGAAGAUUUUCAACAAGAUAGUUGCCAAAAGAACAGAUAUCAAGACAGAUGGCUUCAGUCUAGAAACAUGCAAAACAAUGGUCAAUCUCAUGGACGACAGUGGCAAUGGCAAACUAGGCAUGGGAGAAUUUGCCACACUUUGGAAGAAAGUUCAGAAUUAUCUGACCAUCUAUAAAAAGAACGACCUGGACGGGUCUGGAUGCAUGAGCACGCCGGAGAUGCGCAUGGCCUUAAAGGAAGCAGGUUUCACCUUGAACAACAGUAUUCACCAGAUUCUGGCUGCACGUUAUGGAGAAACAGACAUGACCAUUGACUUUGACAACUUUGUGUCCUGUGUGAUGCGCUUGGAGAUGAUGUUCAAAGUGUUUAAGAAGAUUGAUACAGAGGGAAGUGGUGCAAUUGAACUGGACUUCUUCCAGUGGAUAACCUUUGCCAUGGUGUAGACUCAGAGGACUUCAAAGUCAUCAGCCAACAACCCUUCAUUUUAAAUUCAGUAUUUUAUUGCGGAAUUCUAUCUUCAACAAAUUCAGUGCCAAUAUCUAAACACUGUUUUUAUUUUAUCUUAUCUAUAUGUAUAUUUUCCUGAUGUUUUAAUGGAACUGGUCCUUGUCAACAUUAAAGCCAGUCUUUGUAAACAUA